GCUGAGCGUCAUGACUGCUGUUUUUGUCCUCAUAUUACUGUGUACGUCAGGCGGUGUGGGGGGAGCUUUCCACUGACGAGCACAACUCAACAACAGCUGAUCUCACUGUACUCUACGUGCAUCGACGACUAGAAAGAGUCUUAAGUUUUCAAGCGUCCUAUGGUGGUCUCUUCCACUCAUGAAAUACAGAUACACAAUUGCUGGAUCACAAUGACUACAUCGCAGCGUGGGGGUUUAAAGAGAAAAUAUGGUUUUCCAGAUGAAGAUGCGGUUUACUCUUCCUCGUCCCCGUCUUCACACUCUGAAUGGGACUCUGAUGAAGACAGUCCACAAAGUGACAGCAUGGACCCCGGACCUAUUGGCUCUUUCUCUUCGAACCAUCACAUGCCAAUUUCAUCCAUCCUGAAGAAGACGAAAGGCAGUCAAUCCAAAGGCAGUGUUCGGUUUGGUUCGGUUACAGUGUUCCUUUUUCAGCGCUGUCAAGGUUACAGCAGUGUGCCCAGUCAUGGUGGCUGCACACUGGGCAUGGUUAGAUGGCACACUGCUCGUCAGCAGUUCACCCUGCCAGAGCACGCAGAGGAACAACAGCGCUUGAGACUAGUGAGAGUGCGUGAGAGACACCAAGAGGAGAAGCUGGAGGCUUUGAGACAGAAGUUGAUCAGCAGUGGAACUCUCACAGUGACCGAAGCAGCCAGACUGACAGUGAAUGAUGUCCCGGAUGAGGAUGGCGAUCUCAGUAGUGCACAACUGAAGGACAUGGGUUCCCUUCGCCCCUACUCCUCCAAACGAAGACGUGCGAUGUUGAGAGCCGCAGGGGUGUUGCGCAUCGACCGGGAGGAGAAGAGGCAGUUGCAGGAUUUGCGGCGCUCGAGGGAAGACUGCGGAUGCCACUGCAAGGGCUUCUGUGAGCCCGAGACCUGCUCCUGCAGUCAGGCUGGCAUCAAGUGCCAAAUGGAUCGUUCCAACUUUCCCUGUGGAUGCUCAAAGGAAUGCUGUGGGAAUCCCGCAGGCCGCAUUGAGUUCAACUCUAGCCGUGUACGGAGCCACUACAUCCACACACACAUGAAACUGGAGCUGGAGAAAAGGCUCGAUGACACCCAACAGCAAUCCACAGAGAGAAACAAAUCCAUCCCAAAUCCUGUAGAAAGCAGCUCUCCGCCCUUCAGACAAGCGGAAAACAGCUGGAGCAGCGACACCUCCUGCUCGUCCUCUCUCAGUCUGGACUCGGAAACAGAUGCGAGUCCUUCCUCAGAGGACAUGGAGGACACUAGACUCACUCACAUACUCAGCUUCUCCGAUUCAGAUGCGGACAGGUGUCCUUACAUUAAAGACUACGAUCUGUCCAAAGAAGCUGCUCGGUUCGCAUCCACAAUUGAUAAUGAACAAUUAAAAACCAAACCCCAACUAGAGUAUCUGGAUGAAAAUGCCAACCAGGUCACGGUAAAAUGUGUAAACGAUCCUUUUUUUGAUAUCCCUAAUACACCUUCUGCGUCUCCAGAUCACACUGUGAAUGGUUACAUGGACCUCAGUCUGUCUUCGGACUCUGACUUGAUGUUUUUUGACGCUUUUCAUGAGUUUAAUCAUUUUAAAACAUACGGUCAUAUGGACUACAUCUCACAUCUGCAGUUUCCUCGCUGUCCCAGUCCUGCUCAAACAGAGGAUUCAGGAAUCAGCCUUCUGGAGUCUCUUGUCGGAAGUUCCUAAGGUUUAUUUACAGACAAAUUUGUUUUUUUGUACAGUAUGGCUUUAUUCUCAUUUUGUUUGAGAAGAAAAGCGUGAAUAUUUCCUGAAUUGAAGGAUAUUCCUUGGAAAUGUAUUUUAGGAUGUUGAUGUGAGUUUGUGAUCAUACUGUUAAAACCACUCUGCAUGAUGUGUUAUGCGUUGUGUGUCAGUUUUAAUUUUGUUGCCAAAUGUUUUUACAUGUGUACAAUGAUUUCAGGUAAUUAUUAUUUUUUAUUUAUUCUUUAUAAACUAAAGGCUUAAUUAUCUUCUAAUCAUCUAUUUUUUAAAAUAAGAUUUCUAAUUAAUCCCAUUGCAGUAAUUACAGUUUUACUGGUAAAUGUUUACUAAAAAAACAAUUCAUAUUUAUUUCUAACAAAUGUUUUAACAGAUUGUGUAUGUAAUGUGAACAUCUUUUUUUAUAUAUAAUGCAGUUAACUCUCUUAGUGUUUCACUAGCUGUUAUAAAAUCAAUAGAAAUUAUCAUAGAAUUUGUAAUGGAUUUAUUGGUUAUAUGGGGGGCUCAGUGGUUAGCACUGUCACUUCACGGCGGGAAGGUCACUGGUGUGAGUCUUGGCUGGGCCAGUUAGAAUUUCUGUGUGUAGUUUACAUGUUCUCCCUAUGUUUGCGUGGGUUUCCUUUAGAUGCUCCGGUUUCCCCCACAGUCCAAAGACAUGCACUAUACUAUAGGUGAAUUGAAUAAACUAAAUUUGCUGUAGUGUAUGUAUGUGUGUGAAUGAAAGUGUAGAGGUGUUUCCCGAUAUUGGGUUGUGGCUGGAAGGGCAUCCGCUGCGUAAAACAUAUGCUGGAAUAGUUAGUGGUUCAGUCCACUGUUGCGACCUCCUGAAAUAAAAACUAAGCUGACGAAAAACAAAUGAAUGAAUUAUUGGUUAUAAUUUAAAUUGUCUUGGGUUUAAUGGAAACUGUAAUGGUGCCUACUUGUCUCUACUUGUAUUUUUUGUAAAUCCUAAUGCAAUGUAAAUGUAAAUCCUAAAGUUUGUCCCAAAACACUUUGGAAAGCAGUAAAAAUGUACUGCUGUUGAUGGUUUCAUUUUGAUGGAUUGUAAUAGUUUUUGAUGGUAUUUGUAGUGGAAACCAUUAAAACUUCUGUGAUAUUUCUAUUGUUUUUUUUCAGCAGGUAUGUAAGUUCUGUUUUCAUUUUUUUUACAUGACUUUUAUUUUCAAGGGCCAGUAAGCCUUAGUGAUUUUCAUUCAAAUGAGUGACAUGUAAAACAGAAAUUCAGGCUUUUUGCUUUAAGAAACUUUCAUUUUAUUUAUUAGUGGUAUUUACAACAUUUCAGUAAAUGUUUUUCUACUUUUAAGAAUGUUUUUCUUUUUUAUAUCUGUAGAAAAACUCAUCCUAAUAAAAUAUAUUUUACAAAA
This is a messenger RNA of Danio rerio (zebrafish), 3101 nucleotides long. The record is from RefSeq and is a predicted model, not a curated record. Lineage: Eukaryota; Metazoa; Chordata; Actinopteri; Cypriniformes; Danionidae.